AGUGGUUCAUAUGUUGAUGUGUGUGUCUCACGAACAAGAACGAUGCUGCAGCUUGUCGCAUCCUUUGUAGCGAUGAACCUUCUACAACAGGGUCUGACGCCGUCCUUGUCUCCUCGUCUCAUACACUGUGCCUCCACUUGUCUCUCUGAUGCAUCAUGCUCCUCUUUCUUUUAUCAACGACAACAUCAGCGAUGUUACAUCAGUAAUCUUGUCUACACCACGACGUCAUCAGCGAUGAUAAACGUCACCGGAGUGAUGUACUAUUCUUGGAUACAUCCUGAUUGUCCUCGUGAUCACAUCUACUCCCGAGGAGCCCAUCUGUGUAUCAAACUUGGCGUGCAAACUGACUGGCAAUCAGCAAACGCCACAUGCAGUGAUAGUGGGGAGAGACUGAUCAAGAUAGACACAUACGCGAAACAGAAGCAGAUGGCCUACAUGUCCUCUGAAGUGGGUGAAAUAUGGACGGGGCUGCAUCAUAUUGACGGCGAGUUCAGAUGGACGGACGGCUCCCUGGUUACCUAUACCUGCUGGUACCCAGGACAACCGAUGCUAUUAUUAGGCUUUAAGUGUGUCGUCCUCUAUGAUCUAGCUCCAAGAAGAUGGCACAACGGAUACUGUACCUUUCUUUUUCACACUGUGUGUGAGGUGGUGUUGUGAAAAAGAAGACGAGAAAGAAGAAUUACUCCAGUUUGGAAGCGGAAAUUAAGCAACCUUCGUCAAGAGAUGAUACACUUUCGUACAUGUACUUUUUGUAAACAUCGUCAGAUGUGCUUGUAACGAUAAUACCAACACCGGAUGGUUUAAGAAGAACCUAGAGUCAUGUUAAAAUGAACAUUAAAUAUUCAUUAUGUGUCAUAUAACAUAUGUCAAGUCAAGGGUAAUACUUACCGCUGCUGACACGUGAGCAGGUUUCUUAACGAUCACUAAAGCUAAAGAAAGCACACUUGUCCAAACGUAUUCAAAACCCUUCAAUUCAAUACACAGAUAUCUCUUUGUUCACUUAAGUAAACUUAUUAACAUAUGAAGUUCUUGUUAUUUUUAGAAAUUAUGAUUAUGAAUAAUAAAUCUUCAUAUAAA
This is a messenger RNA of Haliotis rufescens (red abalone), 1077 nucleotides long. Its product is annotated as lectin BRA-2-like. The transcript is spliced from 3 exons. Gene Ontology annotation, molecular function: signaling receptor activity. NCBI's taxonomy places the organism in Eukaryota, Metazoa, Mollusca, Gastropoda, Lepetellida, Haliotidae. Bases 43 to 657 code for a protein of 204 amino acids. The record is from RefSeq and is a predicted model, not a curated record.